Molecule: messenger RNA, 561 nt
Organism: Lepidothrix coronata (blue-crowned manakin)
Lineage: Eukaryota; Metazoa; Chordata; Aves; Passeriformes; Pipridae
Gene: PMCH
Product: pro-melanin concentrating hormone
Exons: 3
Coding region: 52-540 (162 amino acids)
Biological process (GO): chemical synaptic transmission; behavior
Molecular function (GO): type 1 melanin-concentrating hormone receptor binding; melanin-concentrating hormone activity
Source: RefSeq, a predicted model, not a curated record
CUUAACAUUUGAGAACUGCUGAAUUUCUAUGGAAGCAUUAAAUAACUAAGAAUGUGUAUCUCAUCAUACAUAUUAAUUCUCUCCCUCUCUCUUUUUUCUCAAGGUUUUCUACUCUCAGUUUCAAAAUCUCUGCAAGAGGUGGAAGAUGAAGAUAUGUUGCUAACCACACUAAAUCUAGGAAAACCUCUCCAAAAUGGAGACACGGUUCUGAACAGAGGAGCUAUACCUUUGCUGAAGCAUUACAAGACAGAAGACAGCAUUGUUUUCAAUGAAAAGAAUGAUGGAAACAUGAAGUUUUUGGACAUGGGUUCCAGACGUGAUUUCUUAAAUCCUGUCAGGCCAAUCAACUUAGGUAGAAAACAACUACUGAAGGGAGCCAUGGCUUUUCCAGCUGACACUGAAAUUCAAAAUAUUGAAUCAAUACAGGAAAGAGAAACCACAGAUGAAGAAAAUUCAGCUAAAUUCCCUAUAGGAAGAAGAGAUUUUGACAUCCUCAGGUGUAUGCUGGGAAGAGUCUAUCGACCUUGUUGGCAAGCAUGAAAACUAUUGAUCUGCACCACC